This is a messenger RNA of Aspergillus affinis, 555 nucleotides long. RefSeq lists its product as uncharacterized. NCBI's taxonomy places the organism in Eukaryota, Fungi, Ascomycota, Eurotiomycetes, Eurotiales, Aspergillaceae. Gene Ontology annotation, cellular component: mitochondrion. Bases 1 to 555 code for a protein of 184 amino acids. The record is from RefSeq and is a predicted model, not a curated record. The transcript has 2 exons.
AUGUCCGCUCCGUCAACAUCAACAUCAACGUCUUCGAUGCCAGAGGGCCCCAAAAAAUACAACCUCCGCAAUCCCCUCCCCCUCUCCGCCGCCCAAGAAUCAGAAGUCAAACAAAUAUACUAUAAGCGCGUGCGAGCUCUCUGUGCCCCGGAGAUCAAAGGUUCGUCCACCUUACCUUACCCUGCUCCAUCCUCUCCCAUCCUAUCGUAUCCUACCCCCACCACCCACCAGCAGUACAUGUCCCUCAAACCAAUCACCCAACAAGACCCCGCUAACCCAAGCUAUUUGCCCUAUACAGCCUUCGCCGAAUGCGCCGUCAACCGCACCGUCACAGCAACAUGGGUAUGCCGAACACAACGCCUCGCCAUGAACUCGUGCAUGGUGGCGCACGCGAAACCAGAAGAAGAGGAUCGGGCGCGCGAGGAGUGGUUCUCGACGCAUGAGGAGCGGAAACGCGCAAAGGAGGACGAGCUCGCGCAGGUCGAGAAGCGGAGAGAGGUUGUGAUUCGCAUGAUGAGGGAGGAUGAGGAGAGGAAGCGGAAGGGGGGGAAUUAA